CGGGUGCGGUUUUGAUAGAUAGGACAAUCCACCAAUGGUGAGCGGAACCCGGACGUCGCCGUAUCUGCCCUUACGGAUGCUUCGUUGUAGGAAGUAAAGGCUGUCAAAUAUGAGUUUCAACUACGGUCAGGGCUAUCCAGUUGGAGUUAACCAGCCACCGGGUGCGCCAUACGGUGCAGGCAGAGGUUCCUAUGGGCCUCCCCCAUCAACUCCUUACGGAGGUGCUGGAGGUCAACCAGGAGGCCCCUAUGGUGGUUAUGGAGUUCCAGGUCACGGAGGGCAAUAUGGGCCAGGGCCAGGUGGUGCCCCUGGUGGGCCUUAUGGGGCUUAUGGUGGACAACCGUAUGGGGGACCUAAUGCAAACUAUGGUCCUGCAGGUAACAUCCCUCCCGGUGUUAACCCAGAGGCGUACCAGUGGUUCCAGACUGUUGACACUGAUCGCAGUGGCUUCAUCAACCUAAAGGAGCUCAAGCAGGCACUUGUCAACUCUAACUGGUCUUCUUUUAAUGACGAGACUUGCCUCAUGAUGAUCAACAUGUUUGACAAGACGCGGUCUGGUCGAAUGGACCUUUUUGGCUUCUCAGCACUGUGGGACUUUAUGCAGAGGUGGAGAGCAAUGUUUCAGCAGUAUGACAGAGAUCGCUCAGGAUGUAUCAGUGGCAUGGAGCUACAACAAGCGCUUGCUCAGAUGGGUUACAACCUCAGCCCCCAGUUUUCAGAGACGCUGGUCCAGCGCUUCACCGUGCGAGGUGCUCGACCCGGCAUACAGCUGGACCGUUUCAUCCACGUGUGCACGCAGCUCCAGAGCAUGACUCAAGUGUUUCGGGAGAGAGACACGAGCAUGACAGGCAACAUCCGCCUCAGCUAUGAGGACUUUCUGUCUGGUGCUGUCACCAGGCUCAUGUGAGCCCCGUUCCACCGAAUGCCCCUCUGCACAGCAUCACUCCAUGUUCAGGUCACAGUCGCUCCCUUUUCGCCAUAAGUGCCCCAACAUGCUGCUAUGUAUACAUCAUGCCAGUCCAUGUUGUUGCGUGGCUUAUUGCUGUAAAUAGACAAAGCUCAGCAACAUAUACCUGAAUAAAGUCCAGUGGGUCUUUUAAAUGGAGCUAAAGGUUUCACAGGUUAGCUUAUAGGAUGGCGCUUCAUCAUAUUUAUACUGUUAAAAUGUUGGAUGUUCAUAUUAAAAAUGGCCAAAGCUAAAAAAAAAAAAGAAAGAAAAAAAAAGUUAGGUCAACAUAUAUGCAAGGAGACUCUGAGCCAAAGCCUCUGGCUUCAAAAUGCUCUAAUAACUUCAUUUCAAUCAUUUCUUUAACAUUUACCUGUGUGAUGUCAAUCAAAGUGCACACCCCUAAUAUGGUCAUGUCAUGCGCACAGAAUGGUCACACACGCUUUUUUCAAAUCAUCCUGAUUGGCAAGCCAAUCAGAAGAAAGGUUGGGGUGAAGGGACGUGAAGCAGCUUGUUUCAGGCAGCGUAUGAAGCAAGAUGCAUUAUAAAAUAAAUAAAGAUUGUUUUAAAAUGCGAUUCAUGCACAGUCACUCCAAAGUAACCCAGAGUCCAAGAAUUAGAAAGUAGUAAUGCAAUGAGGAUAAUAUCGCCCCUUUAAAUUUUACUGGGAAGUCAGCAGGAUGCCAAAACGGUUUACCUUGGUUACCUUGGUGACAUGUGAGAAGUGUUUACUCAUACUUUUUCCUGUGAAUUUGCACGCAAGCAGCAUUAUUGUAUUCCUGUGCCAUAAAACUAUUCAGAUGCCUUUUAAAUUUAUGCACAUCAAGGGUAUUUCCAGAAGGUACUCACUUGCAGUAAAUGUACAUGAUAUUGCAUAUUACGUCAAUAUAAAGUCUGUUAGGAAAUCUAUAUAAGAACUACUUCUACUAAAAAGUAAAAUAGUUUGAAUCUGUCGUUAUUUUUAAGUGCUUGCACUCUUGUAAUCCUGGAAAAAACUGACCAAAGAUAAGAUGGAUAAAAUUGUGCCUCACUGCUUG
Molecule: messenger RNA, 1983 nt
Organism: Oreochromis niloticus (Nile tilapia)
Lineage: Eukaryota; Metazoa; Chordata; Actinopteri; Cichliformes; Cichlidae
Gene: pef1
Product: penta-EF-hand domain containing 1
Exons: 5
Coding region: 110-907 (265 amino acids)
Biological process (GO): COPII vesicle coat assembly
Molecular function (GO): calcium ion binding
Source: RefSeq, a predicted model, not a curated record